Messenger RNA from Thelazia callipaeda (thelaziosis nematode), 207 nucleotides. The record is from the annotation of a GenBank genome assembly. Lineage: Eukaryota; Metazoa; Nematoda; Chromadorea; Rhabditida; Thelaziidae.
AUGACAGAAGUAAUAGCACAAUUAUCACCGCCUCGGACUAGCAAAUUUAGAUGUUUACGAAAUGGUUGCUGUGAUGAGCAUGAAUGGUGUCGUUUUUGGGCAUCAAUUGGAGAAUGUACAGCAAAUCCGGAUUGGAUGAGUAUUAAUUGCCAGUUGGCCUGCAACACAUGUGGUGCAAUUUUUCAAGGACUGAACAAGAAAAGGUAG